Lathyrus oleraceus (garden pea) is the source of this 768-nucleotide messenger RNA. RefSeq lists its product as uncharacterized. The transcript has 2 exons. NCBI's taxonomy places the organism in Eukaryota, Viridiplantae, Streptophyta, Magnoliopsida, Fabales, Fabaceae. Bases 1 to 768 code for a protein of 255 amino acids. The record is from RefSeq and is a predicted model, not a curated record.
AUGUCUAGUGAUUUAGAUGAAAAAGAAGAAAACUCUAUAGAGAAGAAGGAUCAAUAUAUAGACAUAGUAAAUAUAGAUGAUCUGGACUCUGAUGAUGAGACCAUUGGUAAAAGACUGGCUCCAGGAAUAGCUAAAAGGUUAAAGAACAUAAAAGGUAAAGCAAUUGAAUCCUCCAGUACGCCCUUAAAAUCUCUCAGGAGAAGAACUAGUGUUGGCCCUACAAAAGGUUGGAGAAAGGUAGUUACUCAUGUUUCCAAGAAGAAAUAUCUUAAGAGGAAGGAAGUCCCUUAUGAGUCUAGUGAAUCUGAUCAUGAUGUCGAACACAAUGUUCAAGACAUCAUCUCUUCUACAAGAAAGAAAUCUUAUGUGAAGAAGAUUCCAGCAAAUAUUCCUGAAGUUCCAAUCAACAACAUCUCCUUUCACUCCGUGGAGAAUGAUUGUGAUAACAAAAGGAGCAAGGAGUUUAGAAAAGUGUAUGCAAGAGGAAGGUGUGUGGAUUUCUCUCCUGAUGUCAUAAAUAGGUUUUUGGGAAGAAAUGAAGAAGAAAACAUUGAAGUGGAAGUUUUUGACAAUGUCAUUUAUGGAGAGAUUACGACUAAACAACUGAAGGAAUGGCCAAGGAAAGGGAAGUUGUCAACAAGUUACUUAAGUGUGAAGUAUCCAGUACUUCACAGAAUUGGAGCUGUAAUUUGGGUGCCAACUAAUCACACUUCUAACAUUGCUACUGGAUUGGGUAAGUUUAUUUAUAUUGUAGGUGCCAAGACAUAG